Ichthyophthirius multifiliis is the source of this 4553-nucleotide messenger RNA. Its product is annotated as PAS domain S-box family protein. Gene Ontology annotation, biological process: regulation of DNA-templated transcription. The annotation marks the transcript as partial. The transcript has 4 exons. Lineage: Eukaryota; Ciliophora; Oligohymenophorea; Hymenostomatida. The record is from RefSeq and is a predicted model, not a curated record.
UCUUCUUAUAAACGGCUGGAUUUGUCCCUUUUUAUAAUACAUUUAUUGCUGUUCUUUAUAAAAAUAUUAAUUAACCAGUUUUUUAAAAUUAAUAAUUUAUGACUUCAUAAUAUUAUAUUCAUUUUUCUUUUGCAUUGGUUUCUUUUGUUUUGCUUUUGUUAUAAAUGUUAAUAUAUAUAUAAUUAUAUGUAGAUGCUAAUCCUUUUUCUCCAUUGCCUUUUGCGUGUAAUUCAUCUUUUAAAGAUGGUAUAAUAAAAUUAUGUCUUAAACUUUUUUUAGUAGGCUAUGGAGUUUUUGAUCCUUAAUGUAAAUAGGAAAUCAUGUUUAUUAUAGUGGCAUUUUUUUAUUUAUUAUUCUUACAUAUAACAGGUUUUUUUGGAAAUCCUUAAUUUAAUAGAAAUGUUUAAAAUUUAAAAACGAUUCUGAAUACAAUUAUUUUAUGGUUAUCUUUUAAUGUUUUGCUUUGCUCUUUCACAAAACAAAGAAAUGAAGACGCAAAUUCUAUUUACUUUGUUUUAAGCGGAUUUCCUAUAGUUUGUAUCUGUCAAUUUUUAUUAGGAAAAUAAAGAAAAAAUUAGAUUUUGUAAAAAAUACCUUAAAAUAUAAAAGACGAAAACGAAUUUCUAUAAUAUUUGUAUGCUAUUAUUGAACUUAUUAAAUAUGGAAAAGAAUCUAAAAUACAAGGUUUUUUAGUUUAAGGAAUUUUCGAAAUUCAUUUAGUAAAUUGUGAAAAAGAAUGUUUUUGCAAAGAAUAUUAAAAAGAAGGUAUGGAUAAAUUAAACUUUUUAAUAGAUUUCAGUACUUAAGAAAGUAUAAAAUAUUUUCCUAAUAAUGCAAAUUUUUAUCUUUUAAAAGCCUUUGUUUAAUAAUAAGUUUUUGCGAAUAAAUUUAAAGCAGUUUAUGAUUUGAUUAUUUGCGAAUAAUAAUAACCUUCAUUCUAAUAAAGCUUCUUUAUUUAUUCAUUCAAAAGUUUUAUUUAAGAUGAUCUUAUAAAAAAAGAAACUAUUAUUAACGAAGGUUACGGGAAUUUUUAAGCUGACAGCAUGGCUUUUUAUUAAAAUUAGUUGGAAUUGUUGAUUUUGUAAAUAAAAAAUACUGUUGAUUUAUAUAUUUAAUUUUGGAAAUAAAUAAUUCAAGAUAGUCCUGAUGUUUAAAAAGCUGUCUGCUUAGGUUAUUAAAUAGGAAAAAGCUUCGAACAUUGUUAAAAUAUUUACAAAGAGUUAUAAUAAAUAGAUUCUAAUAAUAUAAAAUGCAUUGAAGUUUAUGGAAACUUUUUGCUAAAUGUUAUUAAUGAUGAAGUUGAAGGACAAAAAUUAAUUGAAAAGUUAGAAGUUAUUUAAAAAAAUAAUUAACAAAAUAAAAAAUGCGUUGAAAAUCAAUUAUAAAAUCAAUAUUAAAAUUAAUGCAUUAUUUAAAUUUCUGGAAGUUUAAAUGAAAUUGGAAAAAUUACUAAUACUAAUGCUGAUGUAUUCGAAUUAACAGGAUAUCAAAAAGACUAAUUAAUUAAUUAAAGUAUUAAUAUAUUAAUGCCUCCUAUAUAUUAAUAAAAUCAUGAUUCUUUUGUCUUUAAAUACUUAAACUCAGCAUAAUCAUAAUAUGUAGGACAUUAAAGAUUAGUACUUUGUAAAAAUAAGAAUAAAUAUAUAUCUUCAGUUGAUAUUCUUGUAAAAGUAUUACCUAAUAUAGACUAAGGAAUAUAGUUUAUUGGAUUUUUAAAUAAUAAUGGAAGUAAAUAGCAAAGUGAUUAGUUAAUAAUUAGUUUUAUAGAAAAAAGCUUGUAAGUUUUAACAAUCUCAGAAGGCUUUUAUUAAGAAUUUGGUAUUAAUUCUUCAAUUAUAGAUUAUGAAAACUACGAACAAACAAGUUUCACUAUUGAUUAAAUAUUUCCUAAUAUAAAGAAACAUUUAGAAGAGCUUAAAAAAGAAAAUAAUUAAGUAUAAAUAAUGUUUGAUACUACUGCUAUUCAAGAACUAAUUCUUUUGUGUUAAAAAAAUGAGGAAGAGUUUAACGAUGAUAAUUUAUAUAAUAAUGAAGAAUUAGAAUAAAAUUAUUAAAAUUUAACUAAAUAAGGAAUCAUUUAUGGAUAAUUAUUAUUUCAAAAAAAUUUUUAUAAGGAUAUCAAUGUAAUAUCAUUAAAAUUUUCUUUAUUUUUGAAUGAAUAAAUAAAACUAAAAAGUAAAUAUAGUUCACAUAAUAUUGACAAUAAUUAAAAUGCAAUUUAAGAUAAAAAUGAAAAAAAAUAGAUAAAUAAUGCAGAAGAGGAAGAAGCUGUAUCUAAUUAUUCUUCUAAUAUGACUUAAUUUUAAAAUUUAAAUGAUUUUAGAAGAAAGAUUAUUGAUAAUAAAACACCUAAAAUUAUUAUUUUUUUCAAAAAUAUUGUCUUUCUAAUGUUUUUAAUAAUUAAUAUUUUCUCAUUUACUGAUUUAAUAAAAAAAACCGAUUAUAUUUAAUAAAAUAAAAAUUUAAUUUAAAUCCUUUAUUAUUAUUUUAACAGAAAUACAAUAAUUUCAGAAAUAAAUUAUUAUUCCUUGAAAAUAUAUAGUUUACAAAAUAAAUAUAUAGACUAUAUAAGUGAAUAAGAGAAAAUAAAUCUUUAUAAUUAAUAUAAAGAAAGGUUAAACUUUUUCAUUUAAACUUUAUAAGAUUAUUAAAAUUAAAUACUAAGCCAUAGGGUAUAAAGUAGUUUUCAAUAAUUUAAUGAAUUAUACUUGAUGUAUUAAAAGACUUUUAAUAAAAAAACAUUGACAGAAUUUAAAAGUUUUAGUGACGCAAUAAUAUUGUUUUUGUAAAGUGCAAAUUAACUUUUGAAUUCAAAAAUAGAAGAUUUUUAAGCAGACAAUUAAGGAUAAAUUAUUAAUACUCAAACCUUAAUAAAAUAUUAUUAUAUAUAGGAGAAUGGAGUUUUUAACUUAAGAAACGCAUCAGAAAAAAGGUCAAAUUUGUUUUAUGAUUACUAUUUAACUAAUUUAAAUGAUUAAUUAAAAGUAUAUUAAAUAAUUUUUAUUAUAAUUGUUACUUUUAUUAUUUUGGUCAUGAUUAUUUUAAUAUAUAUUAAUUUCUAAGUUGUUUCAAAUAACAGUAGAAUUAUUUCAUUAUUUGGACAUAUUACAUUUAAUGAAAUACAAUAAUUAAUAAUAAAAUGUGAAAGUUAUCUUAAAUAAAAUAAUAAUUAAGCAAGCGAGUAAAUAAUAGAACUUAUACAACCUGAUAUUAUUUUAUAAAAAGAAGGAGAUGAAUAAGAAGAUGCUUAAGAAAAUUCAAGAGCAGAUAAAUUUUUAAAUUAAAAAAGUAAUAAUAAAUUGUUAAUUAUUUUUAAAUUUUCUUCUUUUGCUAUUAUUUUCUUAAUUUUUUAUUUCUUAAAAUUUUAUUAUGAUUAUUUAAUAAUAAAUGACAUUAAGAAUAUGUACUUUCCUCAUUUAAAAAUUUCAUUAGAAAGACCCUCUUAAAUCAAAUUCCUUAUUUUAUUUAUUAAUGAAUAAUUAGUUUUAGGAAAAAAAAUUAUCGAUAAAGAUAAUACUAUUUUAUAAAAUUAAUAUAUUGAAAGAAUUUAUGAUAACGAAAAAUAAUUAUUUUCGUCUUUCAAAGCCUUAAGUAGUAUUUAUUUUCAAGAUUAUUAUUCUAAAUUUAAUGAGCUUAAUUCUUAAAAUAUCUGUGAGAAAUCUAAUAACUUAAGUAAUUAAACUGCUAUUUGUAGUUAAGUUUUCGACGGUAUUUUAACAAAAGGAUUAAGGACUUCAGUAGUAUUUUACACAGAAAAUUUCGAAAAUUCUUUUAAAAUUAAAUAAGAUUAGAUUAAAGUUUUAAAUUUUAAAGAAUUCUAAUAAUUAGAAUAAAUGAAAUUACUUUUAUAUCCUGCUAUGGAUGAAUUAAAUAAUUUAUAUCUAUAGUAAAUUCUAUUUAGCAUGGGUUAAAAUGAUACAAUCAAUUUAAUUAUAUAUAUUUCGUUUAUAUGUUCCGUCAUACUUAUUUAUUUUUUUAUAUUGAUUCCUUAUAUUAAGCAAGUAACAAUUUAAUUAUUCCAAACUAGGAAAAUGCUAAAUAUUAUACCACAUAAAUUAAUACUUAAUAAUGAAUAACUAUUUAAAAUUUUAUUAAAAAAGAAACCCUAGAUUAAAUAAAAUGAAAAAAAUAAUUUAAUAUUAAAUAUAAUAAAUAUUAAAAUAAAUUUAUAAUAUGUUUAUUAAUUUAUGUGUAUUUUAUAUAUAUAUUAAUUUAUCUUAUAUAAAUAAUUAUAAUAUAUGAUUAAUAUUUUUUUAUUAAUAAUUGACAAAAAUUACUUCGUAAACAGGCGAAAACGUAUACAUAAAAUAGAUAGAUUUUUAUAAAAAUUAAAAAAGUUUUAUUUUAUAAUUAAUUAUAUUUUAUUUUAGUUUAGUUUUAUAUUAUAAUAAUAAUAAAAAAUUAAAAAUAUUGAAAAAUAUAUUUUUUAAUAAUAUAAAAUAUUUAAAAAGAACUUUAUUCGCCCAAAAAAAUAUUCAUUUUUAAUUUUGUUUCUAUUUAAGAUAAUUAGAGAAAUUAGAGAAGUUGUUUUAGUUCUUUAUACGAUUAUCUGA